GGGUGUUGUUUUUUAAGGCUCCGUGUACGUCGACGAGCCACAUGGUGUUAGAUAACCGGCCUCUCAAGACAAGCCGCCAGUUAACAGCUAGAUAGCUAACAAGCUAACCCAACGGACGGCAGUUGAAAGCAGCCGUUGGUUCGACUGUUUUUUAACCGUUUUUUAACUGUCGUCUUUCCAACAGAGAGUGUCUAUAUAACGUUUUGGAAUAGUGUCUUGUUUCAACGGUCAGGAAUGUCAGCUGGCGACGACAACGGAGGUCGACUCACCCAGUUCAAAAACAAAGGGAAAGAUGCCAAUGAGCUAAGGCGCAGGAGAGCGGAAGUCAACAUGGAGCUACGUAAAGCUAAGAAGGAUGAUCAGAUCCUGAAGAGGAGAAACGUUGAGAGCCUUCUGGAUGAGCCAACGUCUCCUUUCCAAGACACAGAUCCCAACGCACAGCCUCCUCGGCACUGGUCUGUGGAGGAGAUCGUAGGAGGUGUAAACAGCGAGAAUGUAGAUCAUAAGCUGCAGGCCACGCAGGCAGCCAGGAGGCUCCUCUCCAGAGAAAAACAUCCACCUAUCGACAGCAUCAUUGCUGCUAGCCUCAUUCCACGGUUUGUUAGUUUUCUGGCAUUGUCUGAAUGCCCCCCCAUCCAAUUUGAGGCAGCUUGGGCCCUGACCAACAUCGCCUCAGGUACCUCAGACCAGACCUCCGCCGUAGUGGAAGGAGGGGCCAUCCCAGCCUUCAUCACCCUGGUGACAUCACCCCACCCGCACAUCAGCGAGCAGGCCAUCUGGGCCCUGGGUAACAUCGCAGGUGAUGGACCCAACUACAGAGACCUGGUGAUCAAACAUGGCGGUCUCCAUCCACUCCUAGCAUUGCUGGCAGCCCCUGACCUGUCUGUGUUUCCUUCUGGCUACCUGCGCAAUGUCACCUGGACGCUGUCCAACCUGUGUCGGAACAAGAACCCGGCCCCUCCUCUGUCGGCGGUGCAGCAGCUGCUUCCAGGCCUGGUGCGCCUUCUGCACCACGACGACAGGGAGAUCCUGGCCGACACCUGUUGGGCCGUGUCCUACCUGACCGACGGCGCCAACGAGAGGAUAGAGGUGGUGGUGCAGGCUGGCCUGGUGCCCCGACUGGUACAGCUGCUGGCCUGUGGGGAGCUCUCCAUUGUGACUCCAGCCCUGCGGUCACUUGGCAACAUUGUGACUGGGACAGACGAGCAGACGCAGUGUGUGCUGAAUUCAGGUGCCCUGGCUAUGUUCCCCAACCUGCUGCGCCACCACAAGCCCAAUAUCCAGAAAGAGGCUGCCUGGACGCUGUCCAAUAUCACUGCUGGCAAGGAGACCCAGAUCCAGGAGGUUGUGAAUGCAGGCCUGAUGCCCCUGCUGGUGGAGAUCCUCCAACAGGGAGACUACAAGAGUCAGAAGGAGGCAGUGUGGGCUGUCACCAACUAUACCAGUGGUGGAACUGUUGAGCAAGUGGCCUUCCUGGUCCAAUGCAAUGUGCUGGAGCCUCUACUCAACCUGCUGACAGCAAAAGACAGCAAAAUCAUCUUGGUCAUCCUGGAUGCAAUCUGCAAUAUUUUACAGAUGGCAUACAAAGCUGGUGAGAUUGAGAAAUUGUGCUUAACGAUUGAGGAGUUGGGUGGUUUGGACAAGAUUGAGGCACUGCAGUCCCAUGACAACGAAGCCGUCUACAAGUCCUCUGUCAACAUCAUAGACCGAUUCUUCUCUGAUGAGAAUGAAGAAGAUGAGUCUGUGGUUCCUGAAGCUGCUGGAGACUGUUAUAACUUCCAGAUCCCUGGAGACCAAAGCACUUUUCAGUUUUAACAUAUCCAGCUUUUUCUUUGUAACAUAAAAAAAGAAAAGUCGUACCUUGUUAAUAUUUUUGUAUUUGUUUUGCAGACAUUUCAUCCUUGUACGUGACAGUACAAAGACAAAAAAUUUCCCUGUUUUAAAGAAAUAUUUGUAAAUAAAUGUGACUCGCGCACAAGUUUUUUUUUUU
Messenger RNA from Sebastes umbrosus (honeycomb rockfish), 1990 nucleotides. RefSeq names its product importin subunit alpha-1-like. Gene Ontology annotation, cellular component: nucleus; cytoplasm. The record is from RefSeq and is a predicted model, not a curated record. Gene Ontology annotation, biological process: NLS-bearing protein import into nucleus. Gene Ontology annotation, molecular function: protein binding; nuclear import signal receptor activity. Bases 235 to 1815 code for a protein of 526 amino acids. NCBI's taxonomy places the organism in Eukaryota, Metazoa, Chordata, Actinopteri, Perciformes, Sebastidae. The transcript is spliced from 10 exons.